CAAAAUCUCUCCUCGAAACGUUCUCGUUGCCGUGUCUAGUUUCCAAAUCUCCUCUAGGUAAUUCUAAAAAAAAAUGGAUGCUUACAGAGACAGGAUCAGUCGUUUACCAGAUGACUUCCUGUUACAGAUACUCUCACGUCUUCCGACAAAAGAUGUCGUGGCGAUGAGUCUCUUGUCUAAACGAUGGCGGUUUCUUUGGACAUUAGUCCCUAAGCUCAGCUUCGACCUCAGGCUUCACGACAAUACAUGUCACAAGUUCACAAAGUUUGUAGACAGGUCUUUGCUGCUACACAAGGCUCCAAUCUUAGAGUCUUUGCGUGUCAAGAUUGGUUCCAUAUGUCAUAACGCUGAUGUAGAUGUUGGAGUUUGGGUUAGGAUUGCUGUAGAACGCGGCGUGCGUGAGCUGGAUAUCAGUUACUGUCCUGCUGUAGAGCCUAUUAGAUUGCCUAAGUGUUUGUUUACUUGCGCAACGCUUGUGGUUUUGAAACUCGAGAAUAUGAGCCUUGUUGAUGCUUCUUCUUAUGUUUGCUUUAAGUCACUCAAGACUUUGCAUCUUCUUGAUGUGAAGUACUUUGAUGACCAGUCACUUCCUUUUCUUUUGUCUUCGUGCUCUGUUCUCGAAGAUUUGGUUGUGCAGAGAUGUCCUGGUGACAAUGUUAAGAUCGUUUCUGUUAAUGCCAUGUCCUUGAAGACUCUCACUUUGCAUAAAUCGUCGCAAGCUUUUGAAGGAGAUGAUGAUGGGUUCUUGAUAACGGCUCCUAAGCUGAAGCGGCUUGAUAUUGAAGAUUAUUGGGGUGGGUUUUGUUAUAUUGAGAAUAUGCCUGAGGUUGUUGAGGCUAAUGUUGAUGUUAUUUAUAAAAACACUGAGAGGAUUCUGGGAUCUCUUACCUCGGUUAAGCGUCUUGCUUUGUGUCUGAUGACUUCAGAUGCUGCUUAUCCUUCCGGUACUGUCUUCUCUCAGCUUGUUCAUCUAGAGCUAUGCAUUUGUGCGCCACGGUGGUGGGAUUUGCUCACCCGAGUGAUUGAGGAUUCACCUAAACUACGUGUUCUUAAACUCCGCCAGAAACAUAUACGACGUACAUCUAGUCCCGGGGGUAGCUGGAAGCAACCUGCGUCUCUUAGCAAGGGGUUGUCUCUUGAGACUUUUAAGUGGGAACUAUACGAAGGAUCACAAAGGCAGAAGGAAGUGGCGAAAUUCAUCUUGAAACACGCUACUCGGUUGAAGAAAGCGAUAAUCUCUCCCAAGCCAAGCAGUAGUCUGCUAGAGAAACAUGAGAUGCUCAAGGAGUUGUCAUCUGCUCCACGCGGUUCUAGUUCAUGCAAGCUCUUAUUCGACUGAAAUAUAGAAAGAAAGAAAUGAACUUGAGAGGCUGUCUUGAGAAACCUUUGUUUAGUAUGUGUUUAUUUAACAUCGUUUGGAUUGUUGUUGCCUUCAUGUAUCUGAAUGUUAGAACCUCUGAAUGCUUUUAAUCUGCAUCUUAGUUUUAUCCUCAUUCGGUGCUUGUGUUAAUAAAGAACAAAAAGCACAUGUUAAAUGACAAUUAUCAUUGCCCUUGUAAGAGAAACUUAGUACUGUUU
Messenger RNA from Eruca vesicaria subsp. sativa (arugula), 1578 nucleotides. The record is from the annotation of a GenBank genome assembly. NCBI's taxonomy places the organism in Eukaryota, Viridiplantae, Streptophyta, Magnoliopsida, Brassicales, Brassicaceae.